AUGGCCAGUAAAAGUAAAAGUAGUAAUAGUAAUAGUUGUAGUAGUAAUAGUAGUAGUUGUAAUAAUAAUAAUAGUAAUAAAAAUAUAAAUGAUUUUGAAGAAAUUGAACAACUCUUUUUUAAGGGUAAAUCAUUUUGUUUAGAUUUUCCAACAUCAUUAGGACCAACCAAGAAAUCACAAUAUACUCAAUUCAUUAAAAAGAAUGGGGGUAAAAUUGAUUUCUCAAUUACUUCAAAAACCAAUUACUACAUUACACAUCUUCCAAAUAUUGAAUCACAAUCAUCUAGAACAAAAAAUGCUUUAAAAUUAAAUAUUGGUAUACUUUUAGAUACUUUUAUUUAUAAUUGUUUUGAUAAUAAACUUAAUUCAUUAGAUUUUAUUAAUUAUCUUUAUAUUAAUGGUAUUCCAGCAAAUCAAACAAUAAAUGAAAAUAUCAUUGAAAAUUCAAUUUCUGAAACAUACUUUGUUCUUAAUAAUAUUUUAUCAACAUUCAAACAACAAACUACAACAACAACAACAACAACAACAACAACAACAACAUCAUCAACAUCAUUAAAUACUAUUAAUAUUAAUACUAUUAAUAAUAAUUGUAAUUAUGGCAUUGAUGACAAAGAAAUCUAUGAAGAAGAAUAUGAAUCAAGUGAAUUAAGUUAUGGUUUAGAUAUGUUUGAAGAAUCAUCAUCAUCAUCAUCAUCAUCAAUAUUCUCACCAGUUUCAUUAAUUUCCACAACACAACCAUCACCAUCAUCAUUAUUAACAUUUACCUCAUUAAAUUCAAAUUUAACAAGCAAUUUAUAUGAAUCAAUUACAAAUGAUUUAAAUAAACCAAGUAAACCAUUAUCAAAAUUUGAGUUAUUACUCUUACAAAAGAAAGAGAAUAAUGAAAAAAAGAAAUUGGAAAUUCAAAAGAUUGAAGAAGAAAAGAAAAGAAUUAAAGAUGAACAAAUUGAAAUAAAGAGAAAAGAAAGACAAGAUAAAUUAGACCAAUCUCAAAAAGAAAAACAAAUUAAAAUUGAAUCUGAAAAAGAAAGAAGAAAAUUAGUUUUAGAGAAAACAAAAUCAACUUUAACACAUGAUCAAUUAAUUAAAUUAACAAAAUCAAAUAUUACAAUUACCAAUACAAAUAAUACAAAUACAAAUACAAAUAACAAUAAAAAUAAAAAUAAUAAAUUAAAAUCAACAUCAUUUGGAUUACAAAUUGAUCAUGAAGGUAUUAGAAUUAAAAAGGAACAAUUAAAAUUAGAAAGAUUAAAAAAAAUUGAAAUUGAAAAAGAAGAAAAGAAAAGAGAAAAAGAUGAAAGAACAAGAUUAUUUCAUGAUAAUAAAAAUGAAUUGGAAAGAAUUGAAAAUGAAGAGAAAAUAAGAAAACAAAAAGAAAGUUUAGAAUCAUUUUUAAAAAGACAAGAAAAAAGAUUAGCAAAAGAGAAAAAAGAACAAAAAGAAAAAGAAGAUGGUAUAAUUGAUUCAACUACUACCAUAAAAGAAUCAGAACCAGAAGUUGAUGAAGAUUUAAGAAAAUUAUUUGUUGGUGGUAUUAAUUGUGAUGAUAUUACUGAUAGUAAAAUUGUUAAAGAUUUAAAGAAAUUGGAAAAAAUUCGUGAUAAAAGAAUUCAAUCAUUAUUAAAACUUUUUGAUAAAUUUGGUAAAGUUCAAAAACGUACUAUUAAUUCAUCAAAAGGUUUAUUCUUUAUCACUUAUGUCGAUAUUGAAAGUUGUACAAAAGCAAUUCAAUUUUAUUCAAUUAAAGAAAAUAGAAAAGCAGCAAUUGACGAAAUCUCAAAAUUACCAAAAAAAUCACCACUUUAUAAUCCAAAUAAAAAAUUCUAUGUUAAAAUUGUAAAAUCAAAUGAAAAAGCUAAAAAGAAACAAAUUUUUGAUAAACAAAAAAUUGAAAAUCUUAAAGCCACUGCUAAAAAUGAAUUACAAAAAGAACAAGAUGCUGAAUUUGAUGAUUGGGAAAUUGCAAAAUAA
Dictyostelium discoideum AX4 is the source of this 1971-nucleotide messenger RNA. RefSeq lists its product as hypothetical. NCBI's taxonomy places the organism in Eukaryota, Evosea, Eumycetozoa, Dictyosteliales, Dictyosteliaceae. Bases 1 to 1971 code for a protein of 656 amino acids. The record is from RefSeq and is a predicted model, not a curated record. Gene Ontology annotation, molecular function: nucleic acid binding; RNA binding. The transcript is spliced from 2 exons.